This is a messenger RNA of Polyodon spathula (Mississippi paddlefish), 3704 nucleotides long. RefSeq names its product proline-, glutamic acid- and leucine-rich protein 1-like. The record is from RefSeq and is a predicted model, not a curated record. The transcript is spliced from 18 exons. Gene Ontology annotation, cellular component: nucleus. Lineage: Eukaryota; Metazoa; Chordata; Actinopteri; Acipenseriformes; Polyodontidae. The coding region runs from base 140 to 3601 and encodes 1153 amino acids. Gene Ontology annotation, biological process: rRNA processing.
ACUCCCGGGGUACCCUCGCUGUUGCCAGGGACGAGCGGCUGCGGUUGCUAAGGACCGCGCAGAAGAGUCGCGUUUUUGUGACGUGGCGCCGAAGUCGAGUUCCCCUGGAGGAGCGUCGCGGGCGAUCGUCGUCGCUGAAAUGGCUGCCACGAUGCGGCUGCAAGGAGCUGCAAACGUGAAGAUAACGGAGGGGCUGAUCGCCGUGCUGCAGAGAGACCGGCCGGAGCGCUUACCGGCCGUGCUGGCGAGUUACCGGGAGCACGGCCUCGUCUCCUCACAGAGUGAAUCUGCAUUAGGAGGUCUGAUCGUGCAGGGGUCAGGGUCUGUGGGUGUCUGUGUGUGCAGGUUUUCAGGUCUCUGUCUGCUGGCUGUGCUGGUCAGCGAUGGUUCCACUGAUCUCUUUCAGCAGCACUGCCUGCCCUGGCUUCGAUCGCUGGAGCAGACCAUUCAGUCCCAGGACCCCUUGCCCACGGUGGAGCUGGCUGUCUGUGUGCUCCGGGACCUGCUCCAGUAUUCUUCCCAGCUGCCAGAGCUGGCCAGGGAGAUCGGGCUCAACUCCAUCCCGGGGAUCCUCACCUCCCUGCUAGGCCUCAAACCAGAGUGUCACCUAGCGGCCAUGGAAGGUAUGAGAGCCUGCAUGAGUUUCUACCCAACAGCCUGUGGAUCAUUGAGGGGGAAGCUAGGAGCUUACUUCCUAUCGAAGCUGGACUCUGACAGCCCCAAACUGCAAGAGAUGGCCUGUUCCUGCUAUGCUCUGCUCCCGUCUCUGGGGUCAGGGUUCACGCAGGGGUCGAGGGGUCACACAGAGGCCUGGACUCAGCAGCUUCACUGCCUCCUCCACACGGCGCACAGCAUUCUAGGACAGCUGUACGAGGGAGCCGAGACGGACCCAGUGCAGUACGAGGGUCCGGGGGGCGAGCUGCCCUUUCCCUCUCUCAGUGAGAGAGACCCCCUGCUGGUGCUGCAGCUGAGACAGCGUUACAGUGGAGUGAGCCAGACCCUGUCUGCACUGCUGAGCUCAGAUGUGUCUGUCCCAGUGCGUCUCCCAGUGCAGAGUGUGCUGAACCUGGUGUGCCGGGCGCUGGCUGUGACCCCCAAAAACAUUGGCUGGCUGGGGGACGGGCCUCUCAAAGCGCUGGUUCUGCCGAGUGUGCACUCACACUCCCUGCACAUCCUGAGUGCACUCAUUCACACUGCUGGGGCCCGGCUGGUUCAGUUCUCCAGUGCUCUCUGUCGCCUCUUUGCUCAAACCCUCAGUGCCUGGAGUCCAGCCUGUGACACUACCCUGCCCGGCCAGCAGAGGGUGUAUAGUGCUGUGCGAGUGCAGCUGUACAACACUUUGGAAUUGUGGGUGAAGGUGGGCGGGGCCUCUUCGGGCGUGCUGCAGGGGACCUAUCACCACGCCGACGUGCUAUUGGCUCACCUAAUUGGUGACAUCACUACAGGGGCCGACACGGUCAAGCUGCGUGCUGGGAGGAGCUCCCCGGAGCUGGCGGUGCAUGCUGGGAAGGCGGGGGGGCGGCGCUCAAAGGGGGCGGAUCUCAGCGAGGUGGGGAUGCAGCUGCAGAGGAAACAUGACGCUGGAGCCAAUCAAGACACAGCGCUGUCCGCCGUAACGGCUCUCAGUCACAUUGUCCUGACCAGCGGGACUCUGCUAAAGGAGGAGAUUCACAAGAAGCUGCAGGAGCUGCUGAUUCCGUUGCUGGUUCGUUUGCAACAGGAGGGGUUUAUGAGAGGUCUGGGGGGUCAGCUGACCAGCCCCUACAGCAGCCCCCCCGCCCGGCAGGCACUGUACCACCUCCUCCUCUCGCUAGUCCUCGCGCCCAGCCCCCAGCACCCCCCCCCACUGCACUGCGGGGUGCGGCUCUUCAGCCAGGGCCUGGGGGACCCCAGCGUGGAGGUCUCCUCAUUCUGCCGUGAUUCCCUCACAGUGUGUAACUCUCUCCUGCACCCUCGCUCCCCCUCCCUCUCCCUCCCGGACCCCCUGCCCCAAACUCAGUCCCUGCGCUCACAGACGGGGGUCCCGUUCCCCUCUGCUCGCGCCCGGACCCUGCCCUCGCUGCUACCCCAGAAUCACCUGCCCUCCGAGCCCCUGCCGGGGGAGGGGGAGGCGGGGGGCGAGGGGGGCAGGAGGCCGGUGUUCGUUCGCUAUGAUAAAGAGGACCCAGAAGAUGUGGAGAUCUCUCUGGAGAGUGACUCUGAUGACAGUGUUGUAAUCAUGCCAGAGGGACUGCCGGGCCAGAACCCCAAGCCAGCGGCACCUGCACCAGCAGUUCAGAUCCAGAGACCACAGGCUGGCAGGAGGACUGGCCACCAGCCCCAGCCCGUCCUGGAGCCAGGAGCCAGUCCGAAAAGCAGCCAGGCUGGGAGUAACAGGACUGGGAGCUGCAGCACUGCUGGGAAUGAUACUGACAGCAACAUCACAGCAGCGGCGGCAAGCUCUCCCGGGGAGGGGGGGGCUCCUGUCGUCACGACAGUGACGAGCGAGCCCCCCCCUCUGCCCCCCCUCAGCGUGGUGGGAGGAGCUGGGGCAGCAGCGAUGGGGCAAGUGGCAGUGGAGUCACACCAGCAGUUACAAUUGCAGCAAAAUCUACCCCAGCAAAACUCCCAGAGCCAACAACAGGAUGCUGUGAUCAAUAUCAACAGCUCGGACGAGGAAGAGGACGAAGAUCUGGAGGAGGAAGAGGAGGAUCCCGAAGGGGAGGGGUAUUACGAGGAAGACGAGGACGAAGAAGAAUACGAUGAUGAGGAAGAAGACUACGAGGAGGAGGGGAUGAUGGAGGAGGAGGAGGAGGGGAUGAUGGAGGAGGAGGAGGGGGAGAUGUUGGAUGAGGACGAAGAGGAGGGAGAGUUUGAUGCGUUGGAUGAUGAUGAAGAUGAUGACAUUAUUGAUGAAGAUGAGAUGGGGGAGGGGGUGUGUUUGGGGGUCCCGGGGGCUGUAGCGGUGUUCGCGCUGGAAAGGAUAGAGGAGGAUGAGGAGGAGGAGGAGAGAGGGGACAAAGGGGGGCCGACCGCCCUAGAGGAAGGCAAAGGGGAUGUGAUGUCAUCGCAACAGGAGGGCCAGGGCAAGCAGGAAGCUCUCGCAAAGGUACGAGAGGAGGCGGAGGGACAGGGAGAGGAGGUGCCAGAGCAGGAAGGGGCGGGGCCGGAGCAGCAGGAAGUGCUGGUGAUGUCGCAGGGUGAGGUCGAGGAGAACCAGGAAGUGAUCGCGGCGGUCUCUCAGAUCCAGUUAGAGACUCCGCCCCAGGAAGUGGAAAUGGGGCAGGAAGGGGAGGGUCCAGGGCAGCUACAGGAAGAGGAAGGGGCUGCAGGAAAGCUUCCAGAGAAAGUGGAAACGCCAAGAGAGGAAGUCAGCCUUCCGAGAGAAGGGGAUGAGAAAGGAGGAGUGGAGAUGGAGGGAGGAGAGGUGAUCGAGCCCGAGAGGGAUUUGGAAGAGAGAGGGAUGAAGAGGAAGAGAGAAGAGGCAGCGCCAGCAGAGGAGGAGGGGAGUCUUGAGAAAAAGCCCGAUUCAGACAGCACUGCAGUGAUGAUGGCUGCCUUUGUUGAUAUCUCCCCGGAGGAGGAGGAGGAAGAAUGCACGGAGCUCAGUCUGCACUCUUAGAAACCCGGGACCAGAGAACAGCGCCGGGCCUGGACUGCACUGCACCCAACAGAACAGAACAGAACCUGACUUUUUUUUUUUUACUAUUGCAGAGUUAGAAACU